CACCCAGACCACCAAGACCACCAACACCCCCAAGACCACCAAAACCACCAAGACCACCAAAACCACCUAGACCACCAAAACCACCCAGACCGCCAAAUAUUUAA
Adineta ricciae is the source of this 104-nucleotide messenger RNA. NCBI's taxonomy places the organism in Eukaryota, Metazoa, Rotifera, Eurotatoria, Adinetida, Adinetidae. The record is from the annotation of a GenBank genome assembly.